Cucumis melo (muskmelon) is the source of this 1463-nucleotide messenger RNA. Its product is annotated as nudix hydrolase 2-like. NCBI's taxonomy places the organism in Eukaryota, Viridiplantae, Streptophyta, Magnoliopsida, Cucurbitales, Cucurbitaceae. Gene Ontology annotation, molecular function: NADH pyrophosphatase activity; ADP-ribose diphosphatase activity; NAD binding. The record is from RefSeq and is a predicted model, not a curated record. The transcript is spliced from 9 exons. The coding region runs from base 376 to 1203 and encodes 275 amino acids.
AAUGGAAUCGAUUCGACGACUCCAAACCAACUUCUAUUUUAAACUUUUUAAUGGGAAUAAAAAGUGAAUUAGAAAGAAGCAUUCACAACAAAACUCCCAGAAAAUCAAGCAGAACAUGAACAAGGAAUUGAAUCGAAGAAAUGCAAAAGGGUGAAGUGGGUAAUAUAAACCACGCCGUUGACGACUGUUGAGGCUUAAUGAUCAGAUCUCUUUUGUGUUCUUCCUGCUUUCUGGGGAUUUCAUUUCCUCUCUUUCUCUUUCACUGCUCGCUUCACACCCAGCUCUGUUCUUCAUUGCCCAGGCAUUGGGGUCGGAAAUUCAGCUUCGUUUUGCAGUAAAUCCUUUUCAGUUUCUGCUAAUUAGUCAACAUUCUUCAUGGAGCAAGCCCCAACUGCUAAUUAUGUUCAACGUGUUGAACUACUUGAUGCAAACGAGGACGAUCAUGGAGGCGUUAUUGUGGAAUUGGAUAAACCUAUGAACUCUGAGGUCUUUGUACCUAUCCUUAGAGCUUCAAUUGCACAUUGGAAACAACAGGGAAAGAAAGGCGUUUGGCUUAAACUGCCCAUUGAGCUUGCUAAUCUUGUUGAAGCUAUUGUCAAGGAAGGAUUCUGGUAUCACCACGCCGAGCCGAAGUAUUUGAUGCUAGUGUACUGGAUACCUGAAGGUGCUCAUACUCUUCCUGUAAAUGCUACUCAUCAAGUUGGCAUUGGUGCCUUUGUCUUGAACGAAAACAAAGAGGUACUCGUGGUUCAGGAAAAGAGUGGAAUAUUCCGAGGGACUGGUGUAUGGAAAUUUCCCACAGGAGUUGUUGAUGAGGGGGAAGAUAUAUGCAAAGCUGCAGUGAGAGAAGUCAAAGAAGAGACUGGUGUCGACACAGAAUUCAUUGAAGUUUUAGCAUUCAGACAAACUCACCAAACAUUCUUUGGGAAAUCAGAUUUGUUUUUCAUUUGCAUGUUGAAACCAUUGACCUUUGAAAUAAGCAAGCAAGAACUGGAGAUAGAGGAUGCGCAGUGGAUGAAACUCGAGGACUACACCGCUCAACCGUUGAUCCAGAAACACGAAGUAUGGAAGUGUAUCAACAACAUUUUUAUCACAAAGAUCCAGAAGCAAUAUUCUGGAUUUUUUCCUGUGCUCACUUCCGAAGCGUUUUCAAGUAAAAAAAACCUUUUGUACCUAAACAAAAACGACCUGAACAUGCGGUGAGGCCUCGUCAUCUGUCCUUAAUAGAUUCUAUUCUUCUUGACCGCUCAUCAUGUAUACAUUAUUUGCCAUGUAGAUUGAAUCUUGUUUCUUUGCUUCAUUUUUUAGACCAUUGGACCAUACCCUUGCUUCUAAUAUUUAAAACAGGAAAGUUUUGUGCUCCCCUAUGGACUGUUGAUGGGAAUAAGAGGGCAAAAAUUUUGAAUCUGAUGGUUGUAAUGUCUCACCUCCAUAUGGUUAGAAAUAGAAUCAGUUUCAUUCAA